This is a messenger RNA of Pteronotus mesoamericanus, 6692 nucleotides long. It is a transcript of the gene ITPRIPL2, whose product is annotated as ITPRIP like 2. The record is from RefSeq and is a predicted model, not a curated record. Bases 448 to 2055 code for a protein of 535 amino acids. The transcript has a single exon. Lineage: Eukaryota; Metazoa; Chordata; Mammalia; Chiroptera; Mormoopidae.
UCCUCCCCGCCAGCUGGCGCGGCCUCACCUCCCCUCGGAAGAGGAAACUCCCGCAACCCAAGUAACGGGAACGAGCGCGGAGGAGAGCGGCUGGGGGCCCGGCGUCAGGAGGGCCGCCCAGGGUAGGAGGUGGGCCGGGCAGGGCCAGAAGCUGGCCGAGGACAGCACCCCGGAGCGCCGGGUGGGGAGGUCCGCCGGGCCGGAGGCAGCUCACAACCGGCAUAGGGCGCGGCCCAGGGCCUGGGAGUCCAGGGCGGGCCGCAGCUGGAAAGAGAACUUGAGCUGGGAGAGGAGGCCGAGCCGGAGGGCGGCUUCCCCCGUCCCUGCGAGGGGGGAGCCGCCGCGGAGACGAAGGAGACCGGGACAGCGGGUCUGCUGGGGCGUUGCGCGCAUGCUGGGCCGGGGGCGCCGCCGGGGCUCGCGCCCUGGUCUGCCCAGGCGCCCGGCAUGUCGGUGCACUACACCCUCAACCUGCGCGUCUUCUGGCCCCUGGUGACCGGCCUGAUCACUGCCAUCGUGUGCCUCUACCAUGUCCUACGAGGGAGUGGGGGCGCCCGGGCCGAUCCCCCGGACGGCGCGGACGAUGCGGACGGAGGCUUCCCUCUUCUUAAGGUGUCUGUCUUGCUCCUUCUCGGCUACAUCCUCUUACGCUGUCGCCACGCUGUCCGGCAGCGCUUCCUGCCCGCAACUCCCCGCCUGGGAGGUCACUCCGCCUUCUCUCCAAGACACUUCCGAGAGCCGAGCCUUGGCAUCUUGCUGGAGAGUUACUAUGAGCACGAUGUGCGCCUCUCGCCGCACGUGCUGGGCCACAGUAAGGCACACGUGAGCCGGAUCGUGGGCGAGCUGGUCCGGGCUGGCCGCGCCCGGGGGUCCCCGGGCCCCAUUCCCGGAGGAACACUGGCCUUGGCCUUCCGUGGAGACUUCAUCCAGGUGGGCAGCGCCUACGAGCAGCAUAAAAUCCGCCGGCCCGACGCGUUCGACGUACUGGUGCCAUUGCGCCUGCCGCCACUGGUGGCGCUGGAGCCCCGGAGCUUGGGCACCCAGCCCGGUUUGGCCCCAGCCUUCCACGGCUGCUUUGUGUGCGCACUCAAGGCGCCGCCGGGGGCCUCCGGGAACCACUGGCUCCGGGACUGCAAACCCUUCGCCGACGGCUUCUGUGUGGACGUGCGCGGGCGGCGCCACCUCUCGGCCACCCUGGUGCUGCGCUGGUUCCAGUCACAUCUGCAGCGCUCCCUGGCCACCGUGCGCUACAGCCUUGAGGAGCGCUGCCGGGUCAGCCUAACCCCAGGCGGGUUGGAGCAGCCUCCCACCCUGCACAUCCUGCCCUGCCGCACUGAUUAUGGCUGCUGCCGCCUUUCCAUGGCCGUGCGUCUCAUUCCCGCUGUCCAUGUGGGCGACGGUGUCUUCCUUGUGGCUCCACCACCGCCGUCCUCGCCCCUCGGGCCCCUGUCUGAGCUCCCCGGAGGACUGCGUGCCGAUGCACUGUGGGGCGUGAACACAGCGCGCCAGGAGCAGAAGCUGCUGGGUUGGCUGCAGGAACGGGCCCCUCCAGGUGCCUGCUACCUCAAGUGCCUGCAGUUGUUCAAAGCUCUGAGAGACCUGGGCGCCCACGGGCUGGACCCGGCGGCCGCCGCCCAGUGGGGACGCAUCCUGUCCUCAUACGUGCUCAAGACGGUGCUGCUUGCAGUGCUGCUUCGUGAGAGGGCUCCGGAGCAAGGCUGGGAUGAGGCGCACCUGGGCAAGCGCUUGGAACAGUUGGUGCGGUUUCUUAGGGACUGCCUGCUGCGACGCCAGACACUCUUCCACUGCGUCCUGGGCCCUGGUGGGGCGGCAGCUGAAGUGGGCCCACUGCCCAAGGUACUGCGUGAAGCCGCGCCAGUAGACCUCCUGGCUGCUUUCGAUGAUCACGCCCGCGAACUAGCGGCCGCGCGGUUGCUGUCCACGUGGCGAAGGCUUCCCCAGCUUCUCCGGGCCUAUGGGGGUCCCCGCUACAUUACCAGAUGCCUCCCACCGCGGAGUCAGCACACCCAGGGGUUCCCGAAAGAUGAACCAUAAAUCCUUACAGUAGCCCUACCGGGCCUAAUGCUCCUAAAGCCUCUUCCACCAGGUGGAGGUAGGGGAUGGCAAUGAAACCAGUUCAACUCCAGGAAGAUGAGCUGCAGAAGGUGGUGGAAAAUUUGGAGGAUAACAUUUGGUGGCUUAAAUGCCACUCUUGGGCCAACAAUCCAGUAUAGUUAUGGCAUCUUUUCACAUCCACCAGAGUGUCCUGGUCAGGCUUUGGAAAAACAUCCAACAGCAACAGCUAAGAGUUGGUCUAAAUGUUGGUUUGUGUGGAAUGCUUGUGUGAAAGGAUCCGCAGAUUUUAGGGAAGUCCAGUUAAGGAAGCAAGAACUAGCAGGAGGGAAAAUUCCCUCUGUUGGUUUUUGAGAUGCAGAUCUCUCUGACCCUCACAUUUAAAGAAGUUAAUGUUUUUUGGCAUAACAACUUGCUGGGUUCCUGAUUGUCUUCUUCUAAAAUAUGAGUAUCUACAACUGGAAUUGAAGGUCUUUUCUAGGGGCUACUGUUCUGAGGAACAUUGUUUCCACUCUUCACGUUAACAGUAAUGUAUUUUUUAAAUGGUACUAUCAUGGGUGUUUGAUGGGAUUGUGAAGAGGUCAGUCACACAGGUUGAGAGGCAGUCACGAGUUGGUUAGGGAAGCUCCCAGAGCAAAUAGCACUUUAUUUUUAUCAAUUCUUUUGUUUUUGUGGUAAUUGCUAGUGCCAAGUGUUGCAUCUGAAAGGGAGGCUAACUACAUUUACUAUUAAGAGAUGUGCAGUCUUGAAAAGGUUGCUUUACAUCUCUCCAGACACAUGCCAGAAUGUGUACCAGUCAACGCCCAUUCAUGGAGUGCAUACUGGAAGCCAGAAACAAUGCAAAGUAGCAUCAAAGUACACGUUUCAGACAACAGUGGUGAGGGCCAAAAAGUUGUUGGGUCUCGAGAAAGAUGUACUUUAGUCUUUGCUUAUCAAGGAGUCUCACUGGGACUUGCUGCUGGCUGGAGCUGGAAACAUUUUUGCUUUAAGGCUUUUAAGCAAACUCCUUUGCAUGAGAUUUCUUUCUGAGUUUAAUGAGAUAAUGAAGAGGAAAUGCCCACUGCAUUGCCUAGCAUGUAGUUAGCACUCUCAGUGCUCAGUAAUGGUUAGUGGUUGGAAAGUUUUUCUCCCAUUGCCCAAGCUGCCUAUAAGUGGUCCUAAGGCAACUUGGAGGGAUGGUUGAUUCAGCACAGGUCUUACAAAGAAUUCCACUUACGUAUAUAUAGUUCAGUAUCUUGGACUCUGUACUUGAAGACAAAUGAGUCCCUGAUUAGUCAGCAGAGGAGACAUGCAGUAGAGGAGAGCAGGAGGAGAUGGGUGGAGGUAGAGGGAAAUAGCCCAUGUCAACAGUCAGCUCCUUUUUGCCUUUGGACAGAUAUCACCAGGUUGGUUGUAUUUUGCAGCCUGGAGGAGCCCAUUAUGAAAUCCCUCCUUGUCCUCCCAAAUUUCUAACAGCCCACAAUUCCAGGUUUAGAAUAGUCCAUUAUAUACUCGCCUAAUAGAAGCUGCAGCCAGUCCCUGUGUUAUACUCUGCUGUUUUUUUUUGUUUGUUUGUUUGUUUUAAACCAAGACGUGUGCUCCAUUAGACUCUUAAAGGUAAAACCUGGAAGACAGAAGUAGCCACCUGAAUAGGGCCAUUGUUUAACUUCUGAGUUAUUUUAAGGGAACUCUUUAAACUUUCUUUAGGGGAUCUGCUCAGCCACUGAAGAAAAUCAUUUUGAAUAAAUAAUUUAUAGGAAAUCCUCAUCACAACUGCAGAGACUUCCUACAUACUUUGCAACCUUGGACUGUGAGAGUUGCAAGUGUACUUUCUCUUUGAGGUUGUUUUGGGGAGAGUUCCCCUUGAUACCACAAAGAUUAUUUCUAGCUUUUGAGGUCAGUGUUAGGUUAUAAGGUACUGCAUUUAGCAAAGGAUCAGUCUACCAACUUCCUGCAAAGAUAUAAACUGCACAGUGUUUUAAAAAAAUUGCUCUCUAAAUGCCGACAGGAAUUAGAUCUUAUAUUGUUUCCUAGUCAGCCACAACUUCCUCUGUAGUCAUUAAGGCUACUGGAACCGGGGACAGCGAGGCUCUGGGCAGGAUUUUAAAGCUUUAAAAGCUGAAUUUUCCAAAUAUUUCUAGCUGACUUGAUAUGUUUCUUUUUUAUCUUAAUAGUGUUUUGAAGUUUAAAUUUGAUAACAUACUGCUUUUGUUAUUUUUUUCUUCAGGUUAAUUACCCAAAGCCUCAUCCAUCCUCAAGAUUUUAAAAUUUUAUUAUUUUUUUAAAUUAAUGGGGCAUUGUGUUUGUGAAUUUUUUAAUAUUAAUAUUUUAUUUAAAUGCCAUGCUGAGCAAUUGUUCUCUGUACAUGGUAACCAAAACUUAAGAGUUUUCGAUCAAUUUUGAUCAAUGUUUAGUAAUCCCAAACAUGUACUGUGUACAAAUGAAAUAAUAUGGCAUAUUAGCCAGGUGUGAUGGUUGCCUGAGGCACUUAAGCUCAGUUCUGUAUUUUAUUAGGGCUCCAUCAUGACCUUGAUCAGAAAAGUACACAUUUUUGGUGUAUACUUGGUACUGGAGAUUCAUAUUUGCAAAUAUUCUUAUACAGGAAGGCUCAGAAUUGCUCUUAAAAAAAAAAAAAAAAAAAAAAGGUUAAUUAUCCAUAGCCAGUGCCCAGAGAAAAUGUUUGGGGAAAAUGACUCAGCCAUUUUGCCACGAGACAUCCUUCAGUAACUCCCGCUGACCAGUCCUGGGAGCCGUCCUAGAAUGCUCGUGGGCUGAGAGUAGGAGGUGGGUUUUUUGUUCGUUUGUUUGGUUUUUUUGCAAAAUGAAACUGAAGUGAAAGAAGGGAGAGUGCGAGUGAACCAAGAGAAAUAGGAAGGACUCUGGAAAGAAGACUUACGAUGGAAAUGAAAGGAAGGAGAUACAGGGUGGAAAUCAUAUGUGGGUGGUAAAGAGGUUUGGGUUAGGAAACACAUUUUUAGGUAUGUGCUAUUUCAAAAUCAGAGGUCGCAAACUCAGUAGCCUGCAGAAACAAGGUCAAGAAAGGGGGGUGGGCAGCGGGGACUGCUUGUCUCAAGGGCCAUUACUCGGCUCCAAGCAGGGAAAGUGGGUACCGAGGGACUGGAAAUCUGGAUUUUUUAAAAGUGAAGCUUUCUGAUUUUUAAACAAAAUGCUUUAAAAAUGUCCAAAACACCAUGUGGGCCAAAUAAAAACAUUUGGCUGAGCCUGCAGGCCACCAGUUUCUGACCCUUGCCUUACACAGCUAAUCCCCCAAGUAUGUAUAAGGUUAUAUUUAUUGUUAUGGAUAUGAUGUUGUUAUACAUAGUUGGGGGAGUGAUAUUUAGGUCUUUUUUUAUAUCUCAGAGCUAAGCUUUAUUGUAGAAACAAACCAAAAAAAAUUAACACGGCCACAGAUAACGCUUAACUCACAGUUCCCAGAAGGACCCUCUAUCCUGGAGUUGUUCUUUGCAGUCAGAUCUUUCAGCAAAAGCCACUGGGGGCUGGUUCUUGGCAUUUCCUUCCUGGUGAGUCAGGCUAAACUCCUAGGCUAUGUCGGAGUUUGAAGAUGAGUCAUCAGGAAGGAUUGCAGAAUAACUUGUUUCUUUUUUAUCUGCAUUUUAUUCUUAUUUUAAAAUUAAUAAUAAAAAUUAUUUUUAGUAGUGUCUUGCCUGAGCCUUAGCAAUGAUAGCUGGUGGCCUUGAACACCAGAAAAACAGUGCUGGGCCCUCCGGCCAGUCUCCGUAGGCUUGUCACUGUUUCCAUUGCCAAGAACACUGUUCUGAUCAGAUGUGUCUAUCCCUUUCUGACUCUGUGGCUCCCGCCAAAAUUGACAUCCUAGCUUUCUGAAGGAAUUAACCUGCCUGCUUCCAAAGUGUCUCUUUUAUCCUCAUGGAGUAAAUCACUUUUUCUGUAAAAUGUGGCUUUUGACCUUGAUACCGAAGACUUAUUCCCACCCAUAAAGAGAGGAAGGCUAUUACUUCCCUCCCUGGUAGUGGAAAAAAUGAAUCUCAUUAACAUUUCCAGUGUCCCCUGUGAGGGAAAGAAGUUCAGUGUUAUCAUGUGGCUUUUGUUAAUUUUUUAAAAAUCACAUGUCUGUUACUUAGACCUACUGUUUAUUUUUUUUAUACCUACAUAGCACAUGAUUUGGUGGGGAUAAAGCAAGUAUAAACUGGGAGCGGGUGAAGGUAUAUGUGAUCAUCUAUACAGAGAGAAUAGACUAAAACAUGCAGCUAAAUUACAUAUAACCUGAUUUUUGAAGUAUCAGAUAUUCAGGAAUAUUUUAGCACCUUUUGCUUUUUAAAAAGUGCCUUCAUUUAGUCACUUGACUUUAAAACAUUCCUCUUAUUUUAUUGUGAUUUUUUAAAAUGUGCGUUUUGACCCCAAACUGUGUAUUAUGAUGUAGUAUCUCAACUGCAGUUACAGCAUAUGUUUUUUUCCAAUAACAGAGACCAAAGAGUUAAUCAAAUAUGGUUCAGCUGCUACAGUUGUGUGAUUAGAAGGCAUUUUAAUCACACCAAAUUUCCAAGGCCCAAAUAGUUGAGGCCUGCCAUUUGUUUUCUAUUUCAGGUUGGAGUAAAUUUGCACUUUUAAUCAUAUGGGUCAUUUGGGGACCUUGUUCUUUUAUACUUUGCUUUGUUAAUAAA